AUGCUGCAGUACACACUGGUGCGGCGUAUGCAGUACGGCUCCACACCGAAGGAUAUUCGCUACGGCAUGGAGGCCCGCAAGGCGUUACUUCUCGGCGUGGAGAAUCUCGUGAAGGCCGUUGGGGUGACUUUAGGGCCAAAGGGACGCAACGUGGUGCUGGAGAUGCCGUACGCCGGUCCAAAGAUCACAAAGGACGGCGUCACAGUUGCAAAACACAUUGAGUUUGAAAACAGUUUUGAGAAUUUGGGUGCCAAUCUCGUACGGCAGGUGGCGGGACUCACAAAUGACAGCGCCGGCGAUGGGACAACAACUGCCACUAUUCUUUCUGGUGCUAUUUUCCGUGAGGGAUUUCGCAGUGUGGCGACUGGAACGAAUCCAAUGGAUUUAAAACGUGGUAUUGAUCUUGCAUGCCGUGAGGUGCUGGUCUCAUUAGCGGAGCAGGCGAAACCGGUAACUUCCAAAUCAGAGAUUACACAAGUCGCCAUGAUUUCAGCAAACAUGGAUGAAGAGAUUGGGGCUCUUAUUGGAGAUGCAAUGCAACAGGUGGGAAAAGAUGGUGUUAUUACCACACAAGAGGGUCGUUCACUUAACACUGAACUUGAACUGGUGGAGGGAAUGUCAUUUGAAAGAGGAUUUACCUCACCAUACUUUGUAACCAAUACAAAAUCGCAGAAGUGUGAGUUGGAGAAUGCAUUAGUAUUUGUGGCUAAUCGUAAAUUAUCAAGUGUUUCACAUAUACUACCUGCUCUUAACUAUGCUAUUCAACAGAAGCGGCCUCUGCUGGUUAUAUCAGAAGAUUUAGAGGGAGAAGCAAUGCAUACCUUUUUAUAUAAUAAAAUGCAGGGACGAAUUGGGGGAUGUUCUGUAAAGGCACCUGGUUUUGGUGAUAUGCGAAUUAAUCAAUUACAGGAUAUAGCUGUCUUUACGGGAGCACAAAUGAUUUCCGAAGAUCUUGGGCUCAAUCUUGAUCACAAUGACUUCUCUGAUCGUUUUCUCGGUUCUUGCAAGAAGGCGACUAUAUCCCGUGAUGAAUGUAUUCUAAUGGAGGGUGGUGGAAGUGCUAUUGCGGUAGAAGAACGUGUACAGAUGAUACGAGAUAUGAUUGCUGCUGAGGACCAUGAAUACAAUCGUGAACGACUUGUGGAGCGUCUGGCGAAAUUAUCAGGUGGUGUUGCUGUUAUAAAAGUUGGCGGCGCCUCUGAAGUUGAAAUAAAUGAAAAAAAAGAUCGUAUUGUAGAUGCACUCAACGCUACACGUGCAGCAGUGGCAGAAGGUAUUCUAGCAGGCGGCGGUACAGCACUUCUUAUCGCUUCUGUACGUCUAGACAGCAUUACAAAAGAUCGUAGUUUACCUCCAGAUAUUCGUACAGGUGUAAAUAUUGUAAAAAAAGCCAUUCGUCUGCCUGCCCGUUGUAUCGCUAGUAACGCUGGUGUAGAAGGAAGUGUUGUGGUUGGAAAAAUUAUGAAAAAGAAUGAUCCAACUUAUGGAUAUAAUGCACAAACUGGUGAGUAUGUGAAUAUGUUUACGGCUGGUAUUGUAGAUCCAAUGAAAGUUGUGAAGUCAGCGGUAGUAAAUGCCUGUUCAGUGGCCGGUAUGAUGAUAACUACGGAAGCCGCAGUGGUGGAGAAGGAUAUGCUGGCGAAGGAGACACGUGUGGAGGAUAGAGGUAUGGAGGAUAAGGAGAAGCGGGAAGGACUAAACACUAUGCGUAAACGUGUGAAUGAGUCACAGGCACCAUUGCCAGCGCUUUCUCCACCAAUGAAGUUCCCUAUGAAGGGAAUAUAG
Trypanosoma theileri is the source of this 1785-nucleotide messenger RNA. Its product is annotated as putative chaperonin HSP60, mitochondrial precursor. The record is from RefSeq and is a predicted model, not a curated record. NCBI's taxonomy places the organism in Eukaryota, Euglenozoa, Kinetoplastea, Trypanosomatida, Trypanosomatidae. Gene Ontology annotation, molecular function: ATP binding; ATP-dependent protein folding chaperone. The coding region runs from base 1 to 1785 and encodes 594 amino acids. The transcript has a single exon. Gene Ontology annotation, biological process: protein refolding.